GUAGAGAGAGUGAAGAGAGAGAGAGAGAGAGUGAAGAGAGAGAGAGAAGCGUUUGAGAUAUUCCGGAUAUGGACGUUUUUCCGGCGGAGAACCAAGUCAGUCAAGCUCUUCCGGCAGAAGAAACUGACAAAGACGAUGACGACGACGACGGAGGAGAUUUGUGCCGGAUUUGCCGAUCACCGGAGGGACCAGACAACCCGUUGAGGUAUCCGUGUGCGUGUCGAGGCUCUAUCAAGUAUGUUCACCAGGAAUGUCUCCUUCUCUGGCUCAACCUCCGUGGAUACAAGCAGUGCGAGGUAUGUAGGCGUAGCUACUCCUUCGUCCCCGUUUAUUCUGAGAACGCACCAGAGAGGCUUACAUGCCUUGAGUUUCUGAAAGGACUGUCACAGAGAGCAUCACGUCUCGCUGCUUAUGUUUUCGUGAUUCUCUUCAACGCCUAUUGCUUUUCCUUGCAUCCUUGGGGCCGAGCAGCUGCGAUUGAUAACCAGAGAGUUUUCCGAGUUUCUGAGAAAUUCGCUUCUCUCUUGGCUGGCUUCUUGUACGACGUGUUGAUUGCCUCUCUUAUGGCCAUGAUGGUGCUUCUAAAGCUUAUUCUAGGAGAUCUCUUUGGACUGAACCUUGAGAUAUUUGGCGACCUAGGAGGAGGACGUGGAGGAGGAGGAGUUGUUGUUGCGUUGUGUGUGUUUUUGAAACACAUGGGGACUCUGUGUGAUUGGUGGCACGACCAUCUCUCACGCCGUGGGUUUUUGGGUGAACCUCGAUUGUUUCGUCCUCGAAACCCACAGCUUCAUCGUGGAUUUGGAGUAAUCAGGAGGUUUCUUUCCCUUCUUGAUGACAAUGCAUUUGCUAUUCUUGCCAUCAGCUUUUAUGCCUCAUUCUUUUUCGUUCUUCUUCCAUUUAUGAUGGGGAAACUUGUCAUCGCACUCCUACUUCUUUUCCAAGGAGACCCACUUGUCCAAGAACCGGUCCUUGUUGGAUAUAUGACUAUGCUCUCACUUUCCUUGGCUUAUCUUGGAAGUUUUGCUACUCUUAAUCGAGACUCAGUUCAAGCCAUAGCCAAGAGAUUAUCACUGGGAUUUCUCAUCGUAGCAGACGCCUUAUGGAUUUUCGCAGUAAAAGUGUGGAUCAAUCUAUAUCUGGUUAAGGAUGGUUUCAUCUUGUGUUUGAAAUUUGGUGUUUUGCCUUUGGUACUUGGCUCCUGGGUAGAUUUUUGCAUACUCCCUAUACUUGGAACGACAGUUUCCCAGAGGCUUGAGUUAAUUUCAGACUAUCCCAUCAUGAUGUUCCUAUAUUGGAUGUUCGGAGUAAUUUGCUUGCUAAUGGUUUUCAAUUCCAUGGAGCUUAUCCAGAAGAUGUUUCAGAAACGACCUUUUUGGUUUCUACUAGAUGUCUCUGAUCCCAACUACAAAAUCACUAAACUGUACUUUGGCCAACUUCUCUUUGCGUUAGCUUUCCAUGGAUCAUUGAUAGUGAUUGUGGUUCACUUGCCAAUACUGACUAUCUCUCUCAUCAGCCCCUCUUUUUUCCCUCUUCAGUUCUGGAUCAAUGAAGAAAGGAUUAAUAUGUUUUUCUUAAUGUCUGGUUAUUACUGGUUAGUGAAUGUAAGAGCUAUCAAGUGGUUAGCCGAGCUUAUCAAACCAGCUAUAGGACCCAUAGUUCAAGAGUGGAUGAUCACUGUCAGUUCUUGGCUCCAAUUGAGCGAGUUCUUUCUCGAAAACCAUGCAAACCAAAAUGUUGGACCGUUGUUGCAACAAGGCCUGGAGAUUCGUGAUAGUUGGUCUCUAUUGUUUCCUGUAGCUGAAGGCUCUCUAGUCAGAUUCUAUGGAUCUCAGAACGAUACCACUUUUGAAGAGGAUAUUGACGAUGAUAGGUUUAUAAUACUGAGGAUCGGAUUGAUGGUGGUUCUAGCUGCUUUGAGCCUGUUUCUCAUUGGUACCAUCUCCAUGGCUUUGCCAUUUCUAGUGGGAAGGGCUUUCUUCCACUCUAUCUCUUUUAUCAUGACCGGAAUCAAACACGACGAUCUUUAUGGAUUCUGGAUUGGAUGCUUUACCCUGCGAGUAAGCUAUAUCGGGACUUGCUUCAUAUAUAAACAUAUCAUGAAUGGAAGAACCGAUUUGCUUCUCAACCUUGUUCUGUUGUGGAUACGCAAUGCCUUACUGUUCUCCAUCUGGAUCUCCGUCAUACCAACAUUGCUUGGUCUCCUUAUCGACCUUAUGCUGAUCAUCCCAUGGCAAGUGCCACUAAGCGAAUCCCCGGUUUAUUCAUUGCUCCAAGAUUGGUUGAUCGGAUUAGCUGUCCUUCACAUCUGGACCUGUCUAACUAUGUUCACGCGUGUCAACUGUUUCGCAACUGCGGCGUGGAGGGAGAAGCUGGAGAGAAUCAGAAGUGUCGGAAUCAACAGGCUUCCAGGGACGUGGCUGCUUGGAAAUGUCAUUUGUCCGAUCGUAGUCACUCUUCUAACCACACUCGCGAUCCCUUUCUUGGUGGCCUACUCUCUGUUCCCAUUGCUUGGAUUUUCUGGUGCGGUCAACCUAGCCGUGCAGCGGCUCAUAUGGCCGGUGUUAUUAGCCAUCAUCAUCAUAGGGUUCGUAGCCAAGCUCACUCUCGAUCUGUUCCUUCACAUUCACCGUUUGGAAUACGAUGAUCGGUAUCUGGUGGGCGAUAGAGUCACUGAUUUCACUGAAGAUCACGAGUCAGGGAUCAAUCAACUCAGGACUAUGUGACACUCGACGUAUCUUCUUGCAUAGAGACAACUAAUUUUGUAGGACUUGCUAUGCUUGAAUAUCUUGAAUCCUUGUUAAAUGUCAUCUUCUUUAGCGAUGAUCAGGUAAGAAACGAUUU
Molecule: messenger RNA, 2841 nt
Organism: Eutrema salsugineum
Lineage: Eukaryota; Viridiplantae; Streptophyta; Magnoliopsida; Brassicales; Brassicaceae
Product: probable E3 ubiquitin ligase SUD1
Exons: 9
Coding region: 69-2723 (884 amino acids)
Cellular component (GO): endoplasmic reticulum membrane
Molecular function (GO): zinc ion binding
Source: RefSeq, a predicted model, not a curated record